AAUAGAUUUAUAAAUUUUAGACAAUGUCAAUUUUAAUACGUUUAUCUUUUCAUCUCAUCAUCAUUGUUUUGUCAACGCAAAGUGUACCUACUUUUGUUGUUCCCAAGAACUAUAUAAUUUAUAUGGGAUCUCAUUUAUCGGCUAGUCCUGAGGAUAUUACUGAUUCACACCAUGCCUUGCUUUCUUCCGUAUCAUUAAGUGAUUAUGAUCCCUCAAAGAUUGUAUACUCAUUCAAUAAAUAUUUUAAUUGUUUUGCGGCGACUUUACAAGAAGAGGAGGCUCGCAAGCUUGCUACGCAUCCAGAAGUUGUAUCAAUUACUGAGAGUCGAAUAGUAAAACUUGCAACAACUCAUUCGCCUGAUUUCUUAGGAUUACAUGAAGAGUAUGAAGAGGGUUUCCACGUCAAAGGUUCUAUUUGGAAUAUAUCUUCAUAUGGAGACAACAUAAUUAUAGCAAACAUUGAUUCUGGUGUGCACUCAAAGCAUAUUAGCUUUUUCGACGAAAGUUUAGGGUCUAUUCCAAAAAAGUUCAAAGGAGUUUGUGCGAAUGAGCAUGAUCCAAUAUUCAAGUGUAAUAGAAAGCUUAUAGGGGCACGAUACUUCUGCAAAGGUUUGUUGGAACAAGCCAAGUUAUACAAUAUGACGCUCAACGAUACACUAAGCCCUAGAGAUGAAGAAGGUCAUGGUAGUCACACUCUAUCAACAGCAGGAGGGAGUUUUGUUAGCGAUGCAAGCUUGAAUGGGCUAGCAAAUGGAACUGCCAUGGGACUAGCACCCAAAGCACGACUUGUUGCUUACAAGGUUCAUUGGUCAAGAGGUGCUAGCGAAAUGGAUAUGUUAGCUGCUUUUGAAGCUGCUAUUGAUGAUAAUGUUGACAUUAUCAAUCUUUCUAUGGGUAGUGUAGAACCAGGGUUUCUGGAUUCAGUUGCUGUUGGUAGUUUUCAUGCUAUGAAAAAUGGUAUCCUUACAAUUGCAUCAGCUGGGAACAAGGGACCUGCUCUUGGGACUGUUUUGAACGUCUACCCAUGGGUGUUAACAGUUGCUGCCAGCACAAUUGAUAGAGAGUUCUUUUCUAAUCUCUUACUUGGGAACAAUAUAACCAUUAAGGCAUCACGAUACUUUGAUUUACAAGUUCUUGAUUCAAAAACGUUUUAUCCAUUGAUAACUGGUAUAGAAGCACGCGUUUCUGGAGCUAAUAUCAAUGAUGUGUUACAUUGUCAAGAUGGAUCUUUAGAUGCCUACAAAGUGGUCGGAAAGAUAGUAGUAUGUGGUUAUAAUGGAACAGCUGUCGUUCAAACUAUAACAAGUAUUACUAUUAAAAAAGCUGGAGGUAUUGGAGUUAUCUUUGUUAAGGACGAGAAAGUAGGAUCUGAAAUUUUCCUAAAGUCACCCCGUGUCGUCUCUGCUGCUUUGAUUAGCUACAAUGAUGGUCAAACUCUUUUUUCUUACAUCAACUCUACCAGGACACCUAUUGUAUCCUUUGGUGAAGCAAUAACUUCAUUAGGCAUAAAGUCUGCUCCUAUUAUGGCUGAUUUCUCAUCAAGGGGUCCUCAUCCACACUAUUUUAAUUCUGGUGUUUCAAAGCCUGAUGUAACAGCUCCGGGUGUAGAUAUCCUAGCAGCUACUUCUAAUUCCAUAGUAAAAAAAGAAAAUCCAUUUCUACUCAUGUCUGGAACAUCAAUGUCAAGCCCUCAUGUCAGUGGUAUUGCAGCUCUAAUAAAAAAGAUACACCCUGAUUGGUCAACGGCCGCUAUUCAAUCGUCUUUAAUGACUACAGCAACCCCUUUAGAUAAGAAGGGAAUGCCGAUACGUGAUAAUGAUGGAGUGAGUGAAGCGACACCUUUGGCAUACGGGUCGGGUCACAUACGACCUAAUCUGGCAAUGGAUCCUGGUUUAGUUUAUGACAUGAAUGAAUAUGAUUAUCUUAAUCUCCUUUGUGCAAUUAAUCAUAACAACACAAUAUUGGAAAAGUUGAGUAAGCAACAUUCAUAUGAUUGUACUCGCAAUUUCAGCGCAUUAGAUCUAAACUAUCCCUCCAUAUAUGUUCCUGAGUUUACUGGAAACGCCAUUAUCAAUCGCAAGUUGAAAAAUGUUGCACAACCAAGCACUUACCUGCCUCGCAUCGAGGCCCCACAUGGAGUUUCAAUCAUUGUGGAGCCUAACACACUAGUAUUUUCUGAACACAAUCAACAAGUACCAUUUAAACUUACUUUAAUAGCUAAUCUCAAUCUUCUUUCUUCUGAUUACAUCUUUGGAAGUUUAGUUUGGUGUGAUGCGAAACAUGUUGUUAGGACUCCUAUUAUUGUGAAGCCAAAGAAAAUCUAG
Molecule: messenger RNA, 2324 nt
Organism: Amaranthus tricolor (Joseph's coat)
Lineage: Eukaryota; Viridiplantae; Streptophyta; Magnoliopsida; Caryophyllales; Amaranthaceae
Product: subtilisin-like protease SBT5.4
Exons: 11
Coding region: 24-2324 (766 amino acids)
Biological process (GO): proteolysis
Molecular function (GO): serine-type endopeptidase activity
Source: RefSeq, a predicted model, not a curated record